Messenger RNA from Mugil cephalus (flathead mullet), 4491 nucleotides. Its product is annotated as butyrophilin subfamily 3 member A3-like. The transcript is spliced from 8 exons. Gene Ontology annotation, molecular function: protein binding. The record is from RefSeq and is a predicted model, not a curated record. Bases 1301 to 2872 code for a protein of 523 amino acids. Lineage: Eukaryota; Metazoa; Chordata; Actinopteri; Mugiliformes; Mugilidae.
UGCUCGACAUCGACCAGUGUUGUGCCAGAAAUUGAUUUGAGCCAGAAACUUAUUUCCGGUCCACAGGACAACUUUCUGCGUGCUGCUGCCUCCUAGUGGGAAGGGAUCAUAGAGUUAUAAAGGGAGAGAUCCACUGCCAUUUUAUUUUACUCUUCACCAAUAAUUUUUUCAAAGGAAUUAUUUGCAUUACUGCUCAAUAAACAUUAUUGCAAACUGCUUAUAUUUAGAUAUAGGUUAAUAGUGAUAUUUAAAUAUGCUAGACAUGGUUGGCAUAAUCGUAUGCUUAAAAAGUAAAGCAUAAGAAAUUAACAUAACAAACAACAUAAAAAAUAAAGAUAACUUAAUAGUUUAAGCCUGGUAUAAAUCUAGACGCUGAUUAAACGUCUAAAUCAAGGCUAAAUCUAAACUUUAUUGUAUAUUUAUCAAUGGCCAUUUGGAUUAUUACAUUGGCCAACAUUUGGCCAUCAUUUAUACAACUUACCAUAAGACCAUUUUUUGUUUAAGAUCAACAGCAUUGAAAGCGAUGUUUUAAGACUGGAGUUAGAGGUGGAGGUGCGGAGAAGGAGGUUCGGUUUGGUUGGACUGUGUGAGCUUGAUGGGACCCAGAGGGAGUGUCUCAUGAGAAGAGCUUUGGAGACCUGGCUUAUACGACCACAGUUUGUCUGUGUCCCGCUUGAGACUCUACGGGCGGACACACAUGAUCCAUACCGCUGUUGCUAUGCAACGGACCAAACUAUUUCUGUAUAUUUUUUCAUAAUGCUAAUUCUGUAAAUUUUUUGAUUAUACUUUUUAUUUUACUUUAAUCUUUUUUUUUUUAUCUUUCUUGUGUUUACUUUUAUGUGCAACAAAGCUACGGUGACGAUGUAAUUUUCCUCGUGGAUCAUUAAAGUCUCUCAACAUGUGGGUUGUUUGGUAUCUAACAGUUAAGCGGCUGGAUAGAAAAAUGCUGGAUCCUUUUCUGCCCUUUGACCCACACACAUAACACGCGCUACAGAAAGUGAAAAUAAAACUGUGGUGAUGACCCACAACAGUUAGUAAAGACAUUCACCUCAGUCUCCGGUCUGAUCAUUUUUUUCUUUCCGAGGAAAAGUUUUGUUUUGUUUUGUUUUCCAGUGAGGAAAUUGCUCAAAAAUCGAUGACUCUGACUUCAUAUCUGUGAUUCUGGACGGCAAUCGCGUCAUAUUUACCGGCUAUAAAGACACGUCGAGUUCUGCCCUCGGAGGAACACGAUAGCAUGGGUAGGCCGAGACUACUACGACUCUGAAAUGUGCAAAUAUGCUGAUGAUAGACCUGUUUAAGGAUGUCUAAACCUGUGUUGAUGAAUUCUUUCUCUUAUCUUACAGAUCAACAACUGAGAUAUGUGUGGCUCAUUCUGCUCUGGACACAAUGUGAGACAGCGCCCGUUUCACACAGCCUUGUGGUUUCUGUUCAGUCUCCCAACCUCGUGCGCCUUGGCCUCUCGGCCACACUGCCAUGCUGGCUCAAUCCACCUCAAAAUGCAGAAGAUCUGGAGGUACGCUGGUAUCGUGAUAACUAUGAUACACCUAUCCUGCUCUACAAGGCAAAGGCGUUUGAUGACACCCAGCAGGACGCUUCCUAUGCUGGUCGAGUCUCGUUUGGCUUAAAGGAUGCGACAUCCGGUGGACUGAAGACAGGUGAUGUCAGCCUUAAGCUGGUAAACACCACCAUUCAGGAUGCAGGGGAGUACACAUGUUACAUCACCAGUUUACAGGGUUAUGACAGUUCACCUGUGACUCUUGAGGUGACAGAAACGGGACGCUCACCUGUUCUAUCAGCAGUGCGGACAGAAGACAACAUGGUGAAUGUGAGCUGUGAAUCUGAAGGAUGGUAUCCUCAGCCUGUCCUGCGCUGGUCCGUCCAGCACAAGGAAUUGAAACCUAAAAGUCUGCUGUUCAACAAGGACUCUUCAGGUCUCGUUUCAGUCCACAGCUGGCUCCUUGUCCCCAGCUCCUCUAAAGUUUCCUGCUCAGUGGUGCUGCCUAAUAAAGACACAAGAGAAGCCACAUUGCUCCUGGAUUUCCCCCCUCAACCUGUGGGAACAGCUGGAUGGGUGGCCUUCGCCAUACUCCUUGUAGCUGCAUUAGCUGCACUGGGAGUGAUGUGCUACAAAAAGAAAGUGAAGAAAUCUAAGCAAAGCAGAGACAAACGUGACGCAGCAGGUGAACCCCUCCUACCAAAAGCACUGGCCAAUAAGAACUAUGUGAAUGUUAAACUUGAGGACACAGACACUCCAUUUCUCAAGAUCAGGAACAAUAAACUAAGAGAUACCACAUAUAACAAUGUUCCAGAAGGACCAAGAGUUACCUGUCGCACAGCCGUCAAAGGAUCACCUGGCUUCACUUCUGGACAACACUACUGGGAGGUUUCCCUGAGGUAUUCAGAUCGGGUAGAUGUCAAACAGUCCUGGUGGCUGGGAGUUACAGCCGCAAGAGAAAUUCCUAAUGAUUAUAAUUUUACUCCAAACACAUCUGAUGGUUUCUGGUUCCUGUCGUCUUCACCCGAUAGAGCAGAUAGUUUUCAAUUUAGCACAGAGCCAAAGGUUUUUUUUGCUUUCACUGAGAGACCGUCAAAAGUUGGUGUGUAUUUGGAUUACGACAAGGGAGAGAUUUACUUUUAUGACGUGGUAGAAAAAAGUCUGAUCGGAUCUUUGGCAGCGACAUUCACAGGUGAAGUCUUUCCGUUUUUCAAUCCUGGUAGAGGUGACACGUCUCCCAUGGAGAUACUACACAGGGAAGAACAGAAUCAGUCCAGUAACAACGCUGGGCCUCCUGAAAAGACAUCAGACGGGACAGGACAGAAUCAGUGUAGUGAGAACGUGGGUUGUGGAGGUGAAACAGCAGAAGCAUCUUAAUAUCAUCAGUAACAGAAGCUACAAGAAGGUACGACUACCACAAACGCAAUCAUUUUUAUAUUUCAGUGUUGUUCUUCUUUCUCCGGCUGAAAGGAAAAACACUUUAAUUCAUUUAAGUAAUUUUUCAUGAAAAAUGAGAAAAUCAGAAGAAAGAGUGUAGCUGAAAAUUUUGAACAUCUUAUUAACUCCCGUGCCAUUUGUCAGGUUUAAUGUCGCAUUGUGAGGGAUUUUAAGUAAAUAUAAUUGAACGGUUUAAACAAAUAUGCUCUGUAAAUACACCUUAGGAUCCAUUUCAAUCUGAGCAAGCAACGUUAGUAUGUACUAGUGUUGUUUGCACAGAUUAGAGGGAGAGUAAAACUGAACUGACAUAAACAAGCAAGACGUACUGUAAAUACUAAGGAACAGAGUCUGAUAGGUGGUGGUUUUUAGACCAAAACAAGUUGUUUGACCACGUUUCUGGUCAAAAUCAUAAGCUAAGCUAACUAGCUCAGAUUGAUUGUACAGAUAUCUGCCUGAAAUAAUCUUUUUUUUUCUUUAAAUGUGUGUAUUUUUUAAAUAUCUCUUGGAUAAACAUUAAGACCUGAAGGGAAACGUGUCAAAUCAGGAAUCUGGAAAUCACAGUGUGUGUUUGGCCUGUGAUAUUUAGUUGUGCAGUAUUUGUGAUUAAAUAAUGGGCACUCGUUCCACCUGACUUUAUCCAGUAGAUUUACUGUGCACUACAACAAAGACGAUUUCAUGUGUAUCCUCUAUGAAGUAGAGGUAGUUGCUGUGAAUUUAGUUAGUGUUUGCAGUGUAGUUAUUUAGAUGAUUUAGCUGUUGAUUUAAUUUUGUAAACACACAGUGGUGCUCAUUUAAAUGGUUUGGGACCACAGGGCAGACGCAGAAAGCCAGCUUUGUGCGUCACCUUUCAUAACUUGACAUGUGAAAGGAAGCAGAUUGUGGAGGUAAGAGAACGUCACCGGGUUAGUUUUAAGUGUAAGUACCACAGCGAUGUCUCACGUUUGUUUUGUGGUCUGUACAAAGCUAGUAAAGUGUGGAUUGUGACACUAAUGGAGGUAGAGACUUGGAGGAGACUGUGGGAAGGUUGUGGUGUUUCUACUUCUACUUCAAAGGAGAAAAAUGUGAACGAGAUGAACUAAAACACAGUCAGACUAAAAUCACUUCUGAGUGAAUUUAUUCUCUAUAUUGUCAUGAGCAGUUCUCAUGUAUUGUUGAUUCAACUCUUUGUUUUCUAGAUAUUAUUGACGACACUUUUAUAAUAUUGUUGCCUGUUUGUAAAAUGCAUCUGCGUCUUAAACUCUGUCCAAGCUGUAACACUACCACUUGGGAAUGCGUACUCGUUAUACUGAUGUGUCCGACACGUUUUUCUGAAUAAACAAUCAAUACUGGAUCUGUAUUUAUUAUUUCUAUUUCCUUCACUAUGUAAAAUUCAGUUUACAGUCCACUUUAAGAAAACACAGCAAAAUGUCAUACACUUUAAUAAGUACAGGUAGUAUUUACAGUAUGUACACAAUAACACAAUACUAACUUUAUAAUCACUACUGCAUACUUUCAUAGAUUAGGACGUAUUUACAUUGUGAAUAAGACCAUAUGUUGAUUCUGAAAUACAGCUUUAAAAA